CAGCUGGAGCAGCCAGACAUCAGAGCGCCUGAGAAAAGCUACCAAAGACAUCCGAAUACAGAGACUCUACUGAGGAAAACCGGAACAGCAUGUCUCGACUGAUGAUCCUAGCAGGGUUGUCUCUGCUGGUGUGCCUCCAGUUUGGUUCUUCCACCAAACUGGCAUGCUACUUUACCAACUGGUCCCAGUAUAGACCAGGUCUUGGUAAAUACAUCCCUGAAGACAUUGAUCCCAACCUCUGCACACACCUGAUCUAUGCCUUCUCAAAGAUCAGCCCCUUCAAUGAGCUGACAACAGUCGAGUGGAACGACGACGUUCUUUAUCGCUCCUUCAACGGACUGAAGCACAGAAACCCCCAGCUGAAGACGCUGCUGGCUGUUGGAGGGUGGAACUUUGGAACAACUCAGUUCACCCUCAUGGCUUCCUCAAGUGCCACCCGUCAGGUCUUCAUCCAGUCUUCCAUCAGGUUCUUGAGACAACAUGGCUUUGAUGGGCUGGACCUGGACUGGGAAUACCCUGGAGCACGAGGAAGCCCACCAGAGGACAAAAGGAGGUUUACCUUGCUCUGCCAGGAAUUACUCUCUGCUUUUGAGAGGGAGGCAGCAGAGACCAGCAAGCCACGCUUGCUGCUUGCAGCUGCAGUGGCUGCUGGGAAGGGAAUCAUUGACCAUGCUUAUGAGGUCGCUGAAAUUUCCAAGAGUCUCGACUUUCUCAACGUCAUGACCUAUGGCUUCCAUGGAUCCUGGGAUGGAAUCAUUGGCCACAACAGCCCUCUGUUCACCAGCUCUUCCCUUCAGGGCCCAUUUGUCCAGUACAACAUCGACUUUUCCCUGAAAUACUGGACAUCUCUUGGAGCUCCUGCUGAAAAGCUGCUGGUUGGUUUUGCCACUUAUGGACGAACAUUUCGCCCGAGUACAGCGGCUACUGGUGUUGGAGCACCAGCCAGUGGACCCGCCAAUGCCGGGCCUUACACCCAAGAGUCUGGAUCAUGGUCCUACUAUGAGAUUUGUGCUUUCCUCCCUGGAGCCACGACUCACUGGAUUGAUGAGCAAAAGGUUCCCUAUGCAGUCAAAGGCCACGAGUGGGUGGGCUUCGACAACAAGCGGAGCUUUGAGAUCAAGGCUCAGUAUGUGAAAGACAACCGACUUGGAGGAGCAUUCAUAUAUUCUCUGGAUAUGGAUGACUUUUCUGGGCACUUCUGUGGUCAGGGAAAGUACCCACUUGUUAGUCACCUGCGCUCUCUCCUGGACUCAGAUUUUCCUCCACCUCUUCCUGUUACCACCAGCCGUCCUCGGCCACCUAACAAAACAACAGCUGCUCGUCCAACCCCAGCCCAAAAAACGACUCCUGCAUCUGGAAGUGGUUUCUGUGCUGGAAAGGCUAAUGGCACCUACAAGAACAACGAUGACAGGACCACGUUCUAUCAGUGCGUGGGUGGGAUCACAUACUUGCAGCAUUGUCCCGGAGGUCUGGUUUUUGAUGAGAGAUGCACCUGUUGUGUCUUUGCAUAAAUAAAAACCCUAUUCAUCUAA
Messenger RNA from Nothobranchius furzeri (turquoise killifish), 1532 nucleotides. Its product is annotated as acidic mammalian chitinase. Gene Ontology annotation, molecular function: chitin binding; hydrolase activity, hydrolyzing O-glycosyl compounds. Gene Ontology annotation, cellular component: extracellular region. The record is from RefSeq and is a predicted model, not a curated record. NCBI's taxonomy places the organism in Eukaryota, Metazoa, Chordata, Actinopteri, Cyprinodontiformes, Nothobranchiidae. Gene Ontology annotation, biological process: carbohydrate metabolic process.